Messenger RNA from Cantharellus anzutake, 4077 nucleotides. RefSeq lists its product as uncharacterized. The coding region runs from base 92 to 3682 and encodes 1196 amino acids. Gene Ontology annotation, molecular function: protein binding. The transcript has 3 exons. Lineage: Eukaryota; Fungi; Basidiomycota; Agaricomycetes; Cantharellales; Hydnaceae. The record is from RefSeq and is a predicted model, not a curated record.
ACCGUUGCUUACAUCAAGUCCUAGCGCGCUACAGAAGAUCAAGUCCGACAUCGAUCGAAGACUGAAAAAAUUGGAGAAACGACCAGCUUUCAUGAAUGCAUUGUCUUACUUGAGAGACCCAGGAAAGAUCGAUGACCUAAAGAAAGAGUUUGACAAAGCAUUGACAUCGUUUCAGCUUAGGGCGAACCUAAUAGGCAGCGCCAAAUUAGCGGCCAUAGAACGUCGUCUACAGGAUGACAAAAUCUUGGAUAGUCUCCGAUUCCCUCAUAUCGCCCACGAUGAUUCCACUCAGGCAUGCCUAGAAGGCACUAGGGUGGAUCUCACCGAGCGUAUUAUGACAUGGUGCCGCAACACUGGGGAGAGUGAGAACCGGUUAAUGCUGCUGACAGCUGUGGCCGGUGCCGGUAAGACUUCGAUUACGCUCACGAUAGCAGAACGGUGUGCGAGUGAAGAGGACGUUACCCUGUUACUGCACUUCUUCUUUAAAGCUGGCGAACGGUCACGGCCCGAUUCUCUAUUCAGCGGCAUGGCUCGGGCAUUAGUAGACCAUGACCCAGUUUACCGCACUUUCAUUAUCUCUGCUCUGCGAAAAGACCCUUCCCUCUCAACGGCCUUACUCGCGAAGCAAUUCGAGGAUUUAGUGGCUUCACCUCUCCGACAUAAACCUCCAUCUCCCGACCGUCCUAUGGUGGUCAUCAUCGAUGCUUUAGAUGAAUGCGAUAAAGAAGCGUUUGAGCUUCUUGCCGAAAUUCUUAGGGAAGGGGUGCCUAGGCUACCAUCUUCCAUAAAAUUCUUUAUCACGUCGAGACAAUUCGAUCUCGUGAAUCGCUACCUCUCCUCCGAUUGUCCUAUCGAUCGUCUCACUAUUGAUCUUUCGGAUGGGACAAAUUUGAAGGACUGCACCACAUACAUACAUUCCCAGCUGCAAGUGCUGAAGAAAGUACAUCCAGAUGUACGCCAUAAUCUUCAGGACGAGGAUAAGAAAGUACAGGAGAUCUCAGAACAAGCGAAUGGCUUGUUUGUUUGGAUCAGCACUAUCUUUCGCUAUAUGAGGACGGCCAACAAGGAUCCUAUGAGGACGUUAGAGGGCCUGCUCGACACUGGUGCCAAACGAUCAAAGGUCCCUGCUGAGGGAAUGAUGGAUCGGCUGUAUACAAGCAUUCUGAAGAAGUGUGAUUGGGAGGAUGAAGAGUUUGCAUAUGACUACCCAAUCAUGAUGGGAGCAAUCUUCAUUGCGCAGAAGCCUCUAUCUGUCGUAGCUUGGGAUGCCAUUUUGUCACCUUUCCUCAAAUCUUCUGUUCGAUAUGUGUUGGCUGAACUUGCACCUCUCCUCUCAGCGGUUGGGGACCAUCAUGUUCUGGUUCGAGUCUUACACCAAUCCUUCCGUGACUUCAUCGUCGAUCGGAUGGAUCCCAAAUCGAUCAACCCCAGCUGCGGUCCAGUAGAUGUGUGGACAGAGAAUGCCAAAGUUGCACUGCGAUGUACCGAGAUUCUCAUCCAGGAUCUUUCCUCUGUAGAGGGCUUAGGAUUGAUUGAAAAUCUGUCGAAAAAAGAUGAAAUGCCGCGCAUUCCUCGAGAGGAGUUAUCUGAGCACUUUCAUUAUGCAUGUUGCCAUAUUGUUGAUCACCUCAGUGGAGUCCAAGAACCGGAGGAGGGGCUUGCUGGGUUAGUCGGUGUGUUUCUAAGUCAGGAGGCAACUCGCUGGGUGGAAGUCUGUGUGAGAAUGGAGGGCUACAUUAGUAUCUCGUUACUACCUAAGUGGGCCAAAUCGGCUGUUGAGCACCGGUCCAAGGAUGUUGUCUGUGCAUUGGCCAAUGAGCUUAUCCAGCUUGCGAGGAAUUUGGAUUUUUUUUCAAAAUUCCAGGAGGCUUAUGAAGCAGCGAACGAUUCCGUUACGCUUUGCCGUGACCUUGUUUCUCUGGACCCGGAGACCUACACCCCAGAUUUGGCCGAGUCACUCAACAGUCUAUAUAAUGCACUUUCGAAUCUUGGACGGCACUCGGAGGCGCUCUCAUUCAUUGAAGAAAGUGCCAAACUCUACCGCCGACUGGUUGUCAUUCACCCAGAAUCAUACACGCCGGAUUUGGCUAUGUCACUCAAUAAUCUACGUAUUGCUCUUUCUGAUCUCGGACGGCACUCGGAGGCACUCCCAUUCAUCGAAGAGAGUGCCAAACUCUAUCGCCAACUAGUUGUCGUUUAUCCAGAAUCAUACACUCCAGAUUUGGCCGCGUCACUCAACAACCUAUCCAACGCUCUUUCUAAUCUGGGACGGGACCCAGAGGCACUCCCAUUUGUCGAAGAAAGUGUCAAACUCCGACGCCAGCUAGUUGCUGUUGACCCAGGAUCACACACCCCGGAUUUGGCCAUGUCACUCAAUAAUCUAUCUACCAUUCUUUCCAGUCUCCGACGGCACUCGGAGGCGCUCCCAUUCGUUGAAGAGAGCGUCAAACUCCGGCGCCAGCUCGUUGUCAUUCACCUAGGAUCAUACACCCCGGAUUUAGCCAUGUCACUCAGCAAUCUAUCUGCCAUUCUUUCCGAUCUCGGACGGUACUCGGAGGCACUCCCGUUCAUCGAAGAGAGCGUCAAACUCCGGCGCCAGCUAGUUGUUGUUCACCCAGAAUCAUACACCCCAGAUUUGGCCAGGUCACUCAACAAUCUAUUUACCACUCUUUCCGAUCUCGGACGGCACUCGGAGGCACUUUCAUUCAUCGAAGAAAGCGUCAAACUCUACCGCCAGCUAGUUGCCGUUUAUCCAGGAUCAUACACCCCGGAUUUGGCUAUGUCACUCAACAAUCUAUCUGCCAUUCUCUCCGAUCUUGGACGCCACUCGGAGGCGCUUCCGUUCAUCGAAGAGAGCGUCAAACUCCGGCGGCAGCUAGUUGUUGUUCACCCAGGAUCAUACACCCCGGAUUUGGCCGGGUCACUCAACACUAUGUAUACCACUCUUUCCAAUCUCGGACGGCACUUGGAGGCACUUUCAUUCAUUGAAGAAAGCGUCAAACUCUACCGACAACUAGUUGCCGUUCAUCCAGGAUCAUACACCCCGGAUUUGGCUAUGUCACUCAAUAAUCUACGUAUUGCUCUUUCCGAUCUUGGACGGCACUCAGAGGCGCUUCCAUACAUUGAAGAGAGCGUCAAACUAUACCGCCAGCUAGUUGCUGUUCACCCAGGAUCUUACACCCCGGAUUUGGCCGUGACACUCAGCAACCUAUGCAAUGCUCUUUCCAAUCUGGGACGGGACUCAGAGGCGCUCCCAUUCAUCGAAGAAAGUGUCAAACUCCGACGCCAGCUAGUUGUUGUUCACCCAGGAUCAUACACCCCAGAUUUGGCCGGGUCACUCAACAAUCUAUCUACCACUCUUUCCGGUCUCGGACGGGACCCAGAGGCACUCCCAUUCAUCGAAGAAAGUGUCAAACUCCGACGCCAGCUAGUUGCUGUUCAGCCAGGAUCAUACACCCCAGAUUUAGCCAUGUCACUCAACAACCUAUCUAUCAUUCUUUCCAGUCUCGGACGGCACUCGGAGGCACUCCUAAUUAUUGAAGAAUGUGUCCAAAUCCGGCGCCAGCUAGUUCUUGUCAACCCAGGAGCACAUGCCCCAGAAUUGGCUAACUCACUCAAGAACCUACGUAGUGCACUCUCCGAUCUCGGGCGCGAUUCCGAGGCGCUGAUGGUUCGCGAUUGAGUGGCCUAAGGUUCUCUGGUCUUCCCCAUUCCGCUUAUCAUUGCCUUUUCUCGUGGGCCAACCACACCAUAAUGCAUAUGCUGUAUGUGUGGAAGGGGGUGUUCAGCUCAAUUACUCUAUCCCAGUUUUUUUUUUUUCGUGCCAGCGUUGUGAAAGUUGGGAAUUUGAACUAUGUUUGGGGAUAUCAACCUCCAAUACGUAAGAACAAACUUCGAUUUGACGCUAUUAUCUCGACAAGCAACUGCACAUCAACUCUAUCCGAAUACAAGAGUGGGAAGUCUGAGGAUACCAAUCGACUUGUGGCGAUGUCAAGGUAUGACAGGCAACCCCACCGACGUCGGCCUCAAUUGAAGUCGGCAUUUCUCUCUGCGUAAUGCUCUUUUCGAUCUCGGACA